Penicillium maclennaniae is the source of this 459-nucleotide messenger RNA. RefSeq lists its product as uncharacterized. The record is from RefSeq and is a predicted model, not a curated record. The transcript has 4 exons. Lineage: Eukaryota; Fungi; Ascomycota; Eurotiomycetes; Eurotiales; Aspergillaceae. The coding region runs from base 1 to 459 and encodes 152 amino acids.
AUGUCUGACUACACCGGACCCGGACUCUACCAGCUGUUAGCUGCUCAUGCCCCGAACCUUGCGGCUGCCAUUGAGGGCGAAAGUUCUACAAGCGGAUCUCGGGUAAUGGGAUGGGACAAGUCAUCCGGCGGUGAUCAUCUGAAAUGGGUUAUUGCUGCUGCAGGCAAUGACGAAUAUUUUGUCUUGAACUAUGGCUCUGGUCUCUACAUGUGUACUUCAGCGGACGGAAAACUAGGCGGCCAGAUUGUGGGUAAUCUUAUUGGGGCGAAGAGUAAACUUGCUAGAUGGAAGAUUAUUCCUACCAACAACGGGAGCGGUGCUUACUACCUUGAGAGUGUUGAUCAGCCAGAUCAGUGCUUGGCUUUCAAUAAGGAAGGUACUUCCAACGGAACACUUGUAGUGCAAUGGAGUAAAUCAGCCCAGAAGAACUGCCAGGUUUUCAUCAGAACUCCUGUUUAA